AUGUCUCCGAUCCCUCCGUCAACCCAGCAUAAACCCACUCUGCGUCUUCAUCUGGAUGACAUUACUCACUCUGCAACACAAAUCACGAACGCUUCUCUUGAUGGAGGGCUCUACCUUGCACGAGCCAUUGACCAUGUUUUGACCCACCUCUACAAACCCCAUGGAUUGAGCGAAAUACCUAAGGUUAGAUCUGUGACUGUUGUCUUGCGAUCAAUGGGCGGAGUGGCAUAUACUACUGGCUUGCCGCUAGACGAUCUCCAUAAGGAGAUCCAUCUAUCAUUGGACUAUGUUCAAGCUGUUCAAUCUCGAAACUCAACGGGGAUCCGCCAUGAAAUCGCUGGAGUCGUUACACAUGAGAUGGUUCACUGUUUCCAGCACAAUGGGCAUGGUACUUGCCCGGGGGGGCUAAUUGAAGGAGUUGCAGACUUUGUUCGGCUAAAGGCCGGAUUGGCACCACCACAUUGGAAAAAGUCCCCAGAGACAAGGGGUGAGAGAUGGGACGAAGGAUAUCAGAAGACAGCAUGGUUUCUGGAAUGGCUGGAGGACAAGAAAGGUGCAGGCACUGUGAGCAGGCUAAAUGCUACACUGAAGACAGAGAAAUACGACGAGGAGAAGUUUUGGAAAAACCUGGUUGGCGUCUCCGUCGAGAAGCUAUGGAGUCAGUACAAGGAGACUUGGGAAGAGCAGAAGCCCAAGUGGGACUGUGGCAAAGCAGGAGGUGAAGUAAAUCGAGCCUCAUGA
Molecule: messenger RNA, 741 nt
Organism: Exophiala aquamarina CBS 119918
Lineage: Eukaryota; Fungi; Ascomycota; Eurotiomycetes; Chaetothyriales; Herpotrichiellaceae
Exons: 1
Coding region: 1-741 (246 amino acids)
Source: RefSeq, a predicted model, not a curated record